AUGUCGUCUUCUGAUUCCAGCUCUUCCUCGUCGGCCUCCGCCUCCGACGAUCCAAACCCUAAGCUUAAACCUCAGCCACUCGAGAGCCAAUUUCAAUCUUCGGUUACUCUAGAUGGCUCCGAUGAAGCAUCCGUAUCAGCAUCUGUGGCCGAGCAGCGGCAGCAGCAAGGGGAGGAUUCUGGAAAUGGAUCAAUUGGUGGUGUUGUCAAUGUCGAGAAUAAUGGUCACCGGGACGGCAGCCAUCGAGAGGAGAUAAUAGCUCUUGGCGUGACUGCCGAUGAGGAUGGCGGUGUUGUGUGGAGGAGGGCGAACUCGGAGGUGGAGGCGCCGGCCAGUCCGAGCAGCAGUGGGUAUGCUGGUGAGAGAGGUAGCAGCGGUGCAAGUAGCUCUUCGGGAGCUGGAGAAGGCAGCGAGGAAGACGAGAUAGAGGAGGUUGGGAAUGAUGAUGGUGACGCUGAUGGUGCUCUGGACUCGCAAGCAGAAUGGACUCCUGGGAAGCGGCAUGUUGAUGAGGAUGAUGCUUCCAUGUCAUGGAGAAAGAGGAAGAAACAUUUCUUUAUAUUGAGUAAUUCUGGAAAACCCAUUUAUUCAAGAUAUGGGGAUGAACACAAGCUGGCAGGAUUCUCAGCAACUCUUCAAGCAAUCAUAUCUUUUGUAGAGAAUGGGGGAGACCGGGUCAAGUAUGUUAAGGCAGGCAUGCACCAGGUGGUUUUUCUUGUCAAAGGACCAAUCUACCUUGUUUGCAUAAGCUGUAUAGAAGAACCGUACGAGUCUCUGGUUGGACAUUUGGAGCUUCUAUACGGUCAGAUGAUUCUCAUUUUGACCAAAUCACUGAAUAGAUGUUUCGAGAAAAACCCGAAGUUUGACAUGACACCCUUGCUUGGAGGAACAGAUGUUGUCUUCUCUGCCCUAAUCCACUCGUUUAGUUGGAAUCCAGCUGCAUUUCUUCAUGCAUACACUUGUCUUCCUCUUCCUUAUGCGACAAGGCAAGCUGUUGCUGCUGUAUUGCAAGAUGUUGCUGAUUCUGGUGUCCUCUUUGCGAUAUUAAUGUGUAAACAUAGAGUUGUCAGUCUUGUUGGUGCCCAGAAAGCUUCUCUUCAUCCCGAUGACAUGCUGCUACUUGGAAAUUUUGUAAUGUCAUCUGAGUCCUUUAGGACAUCUGAAUCUUUCUCACCAAUCUGCUUACCAAGAUACAAUCCUAUGGCAUUUUUGCAUGCUUAUGUCCAUUAUUUUGAUGCUGACACGUACCUGAUAUUGUUAACAACCCGUCCAGAUGCUUUCUACCAUCUUAAAGAUUGCCGGAUUCGUCUUGAAACGGUACUUCUGAAGUCAAAUGUACUAAGCGAAGUUCAGAGAUCCAUGGUAGAUGGUGGGAUGCGAGUUGAAGAUUUAUCUGUUGAUCUACCGCAACAUACUGGAUCUACUUCUCGUGCAGAUGAUAAGGCACUUGAACGAACAAGGGAAUCAGCACUUGUUGGCCUUGGUGGUCCAGCUGGACUUUGGCAUUUCUUGUAUCGCAGUGUAUAUCUUGAUCAGUAUGUGUCUUCUGAGUUUUCCUCGCCGAUUAGUACCCAUCGACAGCAGAAAAGAUUGUACAGAGCUUACCAGAAGCUUUACGUUUCCAUGCAUAACAAAGGAGUCGGACCACACAAAACUCAGUUCAGAAGAGAUGAGAACUACGUAUUACUCUGUUGGGUCACCCCCGAUUUUGAACUAUACGCCGCAUUCGAUCCACUCGCAGACAAGGCGCUGGCGAUAAAGACAUGCAACAAGGUGUGCCAGUGGGUGAAAGAUGUAGAGAACGAGAUCUUUCUGCUGGGAGCAAGCCCCUUCUCCUGGUGA
Molecule: messenger RNA, 1842 nt
Organism: Linum trigynum
Lineage: Eukaryota; Viridiplantae; Streptophyta; Magnoliopsida; Malpighiales; Linaceae
Source: the annotation of a GenBank genome assembly